AGCCUACUUGUUUUAUGACGUAACGUUAUAGGGCCAAUCCCUUGCCUUUGCUUUUGUUGUGGGCGGGACAAACAGUGUGAGCCCAGAAAUCGAAGCCAAAUAGAGUAAACAACAAAGUUAGCUGAUCUGCUAGCUUUUAUUUACUGAAAUGGCAUCAGCGGCGACAUGUCCAGGCUCAACACCUCCAGAGUCUAUAGUACCAGCUUGUAUGUUCGCACCAGACCGGGGAUGUGCUGAUGAUCCGUCGUGUGGAGAAGACUUUGAGGACGGCGAAGGGACAAAUGGGCAGUCUGUGGAUUACCUAGACUUGAGCAAAAAGUUGGUUCUUGUGAGCCCAACAGGAGAACAGUACGAUUCAUUACUGCGGCAGCUAAGAGAGCGGAUAGAAGAGGGAUGUGGAGAGACGAUCUACGUGGUCGGGAUGGGCUCAGAUGGAGGCGAUUACGGUCUGGAUGAGAAGGACAUGGAGGCGUCGGUGGCCACGGUGCGGUCGCUGUGUGAGCAGAUCGAGGCUGACCUAAUCCUGCUGAGGGAAAGGACGGAGAGCGGUGGGAAGAUUCGAGACUACCUCAUCCGCCGGCGAGUCGGGGAGCAGGAUUUCCUGGAAGUGAGAGUUGCAGUUGUUGGCAAUGUGGAUGCUGGGAAGAGCACCCUGCUCGGUGUGUUGACCCAUGGCGAGCUGGACAACGGCCGAGGCUUCGCCCGCCAGAAGCUCUUCAGGCACAAGCACGAAAUGGAGAGCGGCAGGACCAGCAGCGUGGGGAACGACAUCCUGGGCUUCGACCAGGAGGGUCAGGUGGUCAACAAGCCAGACAGCCACGGCGGAGGCUUGGACUGGACCAAGAUCUGCGAGAAAUCCUCAAAGGUCAUCACCUUUAUCGACCUGGCCGGCCAUGAGAAGUACUUGAAAACCACCGUGUUUGGGAUGACGGGCCACCUGCCUGACUUCUGCAUGCUUAUGGUGGGCAGUAACGCCGGCAUAGUUGGCAUGACGAAGGAGCAUCUUGGCCUGGCGUUGGCCCUGAAUGUGCCGGUGUUUGUAGUUGUUACAAAGAUAGAUAUGUGUCCAGCUAACAUCUUGCAAGAGACACUAAAAUUACUACAAAGAUUAUUAAAGUCCCCUGGCUGCAGGAAAAUACCGGUUCUGGUCCAGAACAAGGACGACGUCGUCGUCACCGCCUCCAACUUUAGUUCAGAGAGGAUGUGUCCCAUUUUCCAAAUCUCCAACGUGACGGGGGAGAACAUGGACCUGCUGAAGAUGUUCCUGAACCUGCUCUCCCCGCGGACCACGUUCAACAACGACGAGCCCGCAGAGUUCCAAAUUGACGACACAUAUUCUGUACCGGGUGUGGGAACAGUGGUUUCUGGUACUACGCUGCGCGGAUUGAUACGACUCAAUGACACGUUACUCUUAGGCCCAGACCCGCUCGGUACCUUCAUCCCCAUCACAGUGAAGUCCAUCCACCGCAAAAGGAUGCCCGUCAGGGAGGUCCACGGUGGACAGACUGCAUCCUUCGCUCUGAAGAAGAUUAAGAGGUCGUCAAUUAGGAAAGGAAUGGUGAUGGUCUCUCCAAAGUUAAUGCCUCAGGCUACCUGGGAGUUUGAGGCUGAGAUCUUGGUGCUUCACCAUCCAACCACAAUAUCUCCAAGGUACCAGGCCAUGGUCCACUGUGGCAGCAUCAGACAGACCGCCACUAUCCUGACCAUGAAUAAAGACUGCCUAAGGACAGGGGACAAGGCUUCAGUCCAUUUUCGCUUCAUUAAGACACCCGAGUAUCUGCACUGUGAUCAGAAGCUCGUGUUCAGGGAAGGUCGCACCAAAGCCGUUGGCACCAUCACCAAGCUCCUCCAGUCGGUGAGCACACAAGCUGCCAAAGCCCAGCAGGCCAAGUCUCAGAUCAGUAGGAAGUCUUCUAGAGAGGGAAUGACAGGGAGUGAAGACACGGGGUCAACAGCACGACCGCUUAGUCCAACUAUGGCAUCGACAGUGGCAGAGGAAGAUGCUCUAUGUAAAGAUGACAACAAAGAAAACAAGCUGAAAUCGGGAGGCGGAGGACGUCGGCGAGGGGGUCAGAGACAUCGAGGGAAAGGUCAAAAUACCGCAACCAUGUCUUCAGCAAUGCCCACAGGAGCAGCAGGCUCUUCCUAAAGGCUGAAGAUUUCCUGCCUCAUCAUCCGGUUCUCUUAAAAACAUUGGCUCCCUAUCUGUUGUUUCUACAGUAGAAGGUGUAAUUCUCAAUAGGCUGUGGAAGGUGGUUUGGAUUUGUGCAUUGCAACGUUUGCCAUAUUUGUAGUUUGUCAGAACUUCCACUAGAGGCAUCGUCUUUUUUUUUUGCCCAGCCUCCAGUCUGCAAAACUUUUCUUUUCUAUUACUGUAAGCUGCCCUUAUUGCUCCUUUUGGAUGGAACAAAUGUAGAAUCAAACAAGUAAAUUUGGGCAGGCACAACAUU
Messenger RNA from Gambusia affinis (western mosquitofish), 2450 nucleotides. It is a transcript of the gene gtpbp1l, whose product is annotated as GTP binding protein 1, like. NCBI's taxonomy places the organism in Eukaryota, Metazoa, Chordata, Actinopteri, Cyprinodontiformes, Poeciliidae. The coding region runs from base 149 to 2149 and encodes 666 amino acids. Gene Ontology annotation, biological process: translational elongation. Gene Ontology annotation, molecular function: translation elongation factor activity; GTP binding; GTPase activity. The record is from RefSeq and is a predicted model, not a curated record. The transcript is spliced from 15 exons.